ACCAGGAGCACUGGAAUGUGGAAUACCCAAACUGCGGGGGCAACAUGCAGUCUCCCAUUAACAUUGAUAUGGGCCGGACCAUCUUCAGCCCUGACCUGCGGCCAAUACAGCUGUCUGGCUACAGCCUGCCUGCCAAGGAGAAGCUCAGGCUGAAGAACAAUGGGCACACAGUUCAACUCGAGCUGCCUGAGUCGCUGGCCAUCACUGGGGGCUAUGCCCAGCAGUACCGAGCCGUGCAGCUGCACCUGCACUGGGGUUCCCUAUCAGGACCUGGCUCAGAGCACACUGUCAAUGGGCGACGCUUUGCUGCAGAGAUCCAUGUGGUCCACUACAACACCAAGUAUGAUGGCGUUGAGGAGGCAAUGAUUUACCCAGACGGCCUGGCCGUACUGGGAGCCUUUCUGGAGGUUGGGCCAAGGGAGAACCCAUACUAUCGGGAAAUACUUGAUCAUCUUUACAAAAUUCAAGGAAAAGGUGAGGAAGUCUUCGUGCCUGGAUUUGACAUUGCAGGUCUGCUGCCUGCCAACCUGAAACUUUACUUCCACUACAAUGGCUCUCUAACCACACCUCCCUGCUACCAGACAGUGAAGUGGACAGUCUUCAACCAGACGGUGCUGCUUUCUCGCGAUCAGAUGUCAAUGCUGGUGACGCACCUGAGAAAUGAUGACAACAAUUUACUGCAAAACAAUUACCGGCCGGUGCAGAACCUGCACGGGCGAUGGGUGCUGGCGAGUUUCCAGACCACCCACUCUGUGGUGAAGCAGCUGCCUCCUGGUAAGGACGAAGGUUCAACAACAGCAGGAGAGUCCAGCUCAUUUCAUGCAGGGGAUGUGCUGGCCGUGCUCUUUGGAGUGCUCUUUGCUGUCACAGCACUGGCCUUCCUGCUGUACAUCUAUAAGCACCGCAGCCAGAACACACGGCUGGACUCACCAACCAAAUCCAAGGUCAUCUACACAGCAGCCAGCACUGAGAACACUGUGUAA
Acanthisitta chloris (rifleman) is the source of this 983-nucleotide messenger RNA. RefSeq names its product carbonic anhydrase 9-like. The transcript is spliced from 10 exons. Gene Ontology annotation, molecular function: zinc ion binding; carbonate dehydratase activity. The annotation marks the transcript as partial. NCBI's taxonomy places the organism in Eukaryota, Metazoa, Chordata, Aves, Passeriformes, Acanthisittidae. Gene Ontology annotation, cellular component: plasma membrane. The record is from RefSeq and is a predicted model, not a curated record.